Molecule: messenger RNA, 1531 nt
Organism: Cherax quadricarinatus
Lineage: Eukaryota; Metazoa; Arthropoda; Malacostraca; Decapoda; Parastacidae
Source: RefSeq, a predicted model, not a curated record
AACAACAAAACCAUUGUCAGGCGGGACACCAUCCUCCUGGUGGUUAUUUUCCUGGCUUAUUGCAGUUUUUGGUAUCAGUUUUGGUGGGAGGAGAUGGAGACGUCGCCCAAAAAUGAAUAUGGAGAAGCCAGAGGGAGGUGGCAACAAGAGCAGAUGCAGCCCUGCCAGAAGACUCCUGAUCCAUCAGUGUAUAUAAUGUGUGAUAACUUAUUACUACCAACUAGAAAUGGGUGGUAAUGCAGAUUUUGUUCAUCCACCUCUGCCCGCAUCUUCAGUUAGCCCAAGUCGUCUGAUCUCCAAGGCUGUACAAACAAACCUACGGCAUGGGAAUAGGGUCCCCCAUCAGUGCCGUUCUAGCCAACUUGUACAUGGAAUACCUAGAAUCCGAACACUUCGCCAACAUCAUCCCUUCAAGCGUCACUUGGUUACAUUACGUGGACGACGUCCUCCUAAUAACGCCCACAUGUUUUGAUGUACAGAAUCUACAGGCAAGGCUCAACGCAGUUGAACCAGUGAUCCAGUUUACACUAGAAGAAGAAUCUAAUGACAAACUACCUUUCCUCGACGUCCUCAUUCACAAAGUAGACAACAGCCUAAGAUUUCAAGUUUAUCGGAAACCUACCAAUAAAAACAAUCUCACACUCUUCUAUUCCAGUCAAGAUACUAGGACCAAAAGAGGCAACAUCAUCGGGUUUUUCCUAAGAGGAUACCGAAUUUGUAGUCCUGAGUUUCUUGAUGAGGAAUGUACAUACAUUCACCAAACCUUCACAGAUUUACAUUUUCCUUCCUUUUUCAUCAAAGACUGCAAGACAAGAGCCCUUCAGAUCAUUAAUUCUUCAUGCACCAACACCACUCCCAACAACGUUAUAAUUCUUCCCAACAGCCAGGUUGCACUGAACGUUUCUAAAGUACUUUCACAAGCUAACACCAGAGUCGCCAUCGCUUCCAGCACUUCGAUAAAGGAUCUAACCAGAACAAAAUCCAAGCACCACGAACCAGUCAACGCAGGGGUCUACACUAUACCCUGUGGAGGCUGCGACAAGAUUUAUGUAGGUGAAACAGCAAGAAACCUCAACACCCGCCUCAGUGAACACAUUUAUGCAUGUAGGAACGAUAACUUGAACAACGCCUGUGUACAACACCGAAAUUCCACCAAUCAUCUCAUGAAGUUCAGGGAAGCCCAGCUAGUGAUCAAAGAAACUAAUUUCUGCAGACACAGCUUCACCAUCUCUGAAGUCUUAGCAAGAAUCCUCCUGAAAACAGUAAAUCCUGCUAUCACAUAGUCUCUCCUGUUAAUACUACAGAAGCACAUUACAGAAAAUGAACAUUGAAACAGGCCUUCUCUAUCCAGCCUCCAUUAGAAAUAUUUGUCUAACCAAUUUUUAUGUUUCCCAAGUAAUAGCCUUUACAUCAUUUACUCAUGUGCAAGUUAAUUGUUCUACAUAUUGUAUUACUUCUACUGCUACUAAUACUACUACUACUACUACCACUAGUAUUGCACCUCACUCUGAGCCUAUAUAUACCCUCUGUG